Messenger RNA from Fusarium redolens, 1636 nucleotides. RefSeq lists its product as uncharacterized. The transcript is spliced from 5 exons. Bases 301 to 1437 code for a protein of 378 amino acids. Lineage: Eukaryota; Fungi; Ascomycota; Sordariomycetes; Hypocreales; Nectriaceae. The record is from RefSeq and is a predicted model, not a curated record.
CUCUUCCCUUGUCCCUCAGUAGAGGUCGUACCUUGUUUGUCUCCCGAAAAAUACUUAUAGAUCAAUCAGCCCGUAGAGGAUUAUCCCCAGUCAUUAUAUCUCAUCUUCCUUUACCAGCCAGCAGGUAAUAGGUGAGGCCCAACGAUACUGAUAGUAUUAUAUCUUUCAGUAUUCUUCUAAUAUAGCCCCCGCCCCGAAACCCUGUUUGUCGGUUUCAUAUAUCACAAUAGUUUCUUAUCCAUCUAUCUUGUUCUUCACCCAGUCUGAAUUCAACAUUAAUAGCCGACAAUAACCGCCGCAAUGAGUUACACGCCAGAUGCUAGCGUGAUGAGUUCUAUGCUCAUUACGUUUUCUAUCGCGACAAUUCUCUUAGUCUGUCGUCUGGUAUCUCGAAAGAUCACAGAUGUGCCACUGUGGUGGGAUGAUUGUUUUGCUGUGAUUUCCUGGGUCGCUGCUGCUCUCUACUUCAGUUUUACGAUAUACUGGGCCACUAUCAUGGGUCUAGGUCAUCUGAAGAAGGAUGUUCCUCUACCAGCCGAGAGAGUCGAGGAGUAUGCUCGGUUCGGGCUUUUUAUGGCCGAGUUCCUAUACGCAAUGUCGCUGGGAUUCUCCAAGCUGGCUAUCCUCGGCUUCUACUGGCGCCUGUUCAGUGUCUCCAAUAUCCGACUGGGGAUCUACGUCCUCCAGGGAAGCACUGUAAUCUGGCUCACUAUCCGAACAUUUAUGACCAUCUUCCACUGUAUACCAGUCUCGGCCUACUGGAACCACAACAUCAAGGACGCUGUGUGCAGAGUCAAUCCCGCUAAGUUUAUGUUUGGCACAACACUGGUUCAUCUAAUGCUUGAAGUUGCUGUCCUAUCGCUGCCUGUAUUUCAGGUCAAGAACCUCAAGCUUCGCCUAUGUCAAAAGAUUGCUGUCGUUGCCAUGUUUAUGUUUGGUAUUUUUGUUUGUGCGGCGUCGAUUAUAGUACUUGUCGAGGCAAUUAAUCUACAUCCCCACACGACUGAAAUGGCGAGGGAUAUUAGAGGAGUCAUUAUCUGGGCAGGCACAGAAGCUUAUUUGGCUAUCAUCUCUUCUUGUCUCCCGAUAAUACGACCUAUAUUCCGCAAGCUCAUACCUGGCUCGAGACAUAGCUGCAAAUCCAACUCAACUGGUCCUAAUCAUAUUAGUGGCUUGACCAGCAGCAAGGGCAUCAAGCUUGCCAGCAUUACUCGGGCAAAAGAGGUCGACGACAAUAGUUCACAGCAACAGCUGGCCGAGCUUGAGGACGGGUCAUCUGGCGACAUGGACUUUAAUUGCUACCCGGAGCGCGGCGGCAAUAAUAAUACUAUUAUUACUAGCUGCGCUGAUGAGGUGCCCAACCGCAACACUAACACCUCAAGGAUGUAUGGCAUCCAAGUUGAGAAUGAGACUAGAGUAUAUUAUGAAUCUACCUAAAAGAAAGAGAGGGCAGGUAAGCUAUUAGGGUGAAGGGGUAUAAGAGGGUAUAUUUGGCUUCUAUUGGUAUUUAGUCCUUACUAUUUAUAUAAAAGGGACUAGGGGAUGAGGCUCUUAUCCCUUUAGUUGUGCUAAGGGACAGAUUAUAUAGCAGACUGGGAUUUUAACUAAUGAGGCCUGGCUAAAAAGCUAAUACUGC